AUGGGGCAGGCGUUCCGCAAGCUGUUCGAUGCCUUCUUCGGCACCAGCGAGAUGAGGGUUGUGAUGCUUGGUCUGGAUGCCGCCGGUAAAACCACCAUCUUGUACAAGCUACAUAUCGGGGAGGUUUUGUCGACUGUUCCCACGAUUGGUUUCAAUGUCGAGAAAGUUCAAUACAAGAAUGUGAUGUUUACUGUGUGGGAUGUUGGUGGCCAAGAAAAGUUGAGGCCCUUGUGGAGGCACUACUUCAACAAUACUGAUGGCUUGAUCUAUGUAGUUGAUUCGUUGGAUCAGGAGAGAAUUGGAAAAGCCAAAGCUGAAUUUCAGGCAAUAAUCAAUGAUCCUUUGAUGCUUAACAGCGUCAUAUUGGUAUUUGCCAAUAAGCAAGAUAUGAAAGGGGCAAUGACACCAAUGGAGGUGUGUGAGGGCCUUGGCCUCUACGAUUUGAAGAAUCGCAUCUGGCACAUCCAAGGCUCUUGUGCGCUCAAAGGUGAUGGCCUUUAUGAGGGGUUGGACUGGCUGGCAAGCACACUGAAGGAAUUGCAAGCUUCAGGUCGGCUACCCUCUGGAGGGACAUCGUUGUUCUAA
This is a messenger RNA of Miscanthus lutarioriparius, 585 nucleotides long. NCBI's taxonomy places the organism in Eukaryota, Viridiplantae, Streptophyta, Magnoliopsida, Poales, Poaceae. The record is from the annotation of a GenBank genome assembly.